AUGAGAAUCCACCAAAUCUUCUUUAACAUCUUCAUACCCUUGUGCUUGGUAUACUUGAAUAUCAACAUCCAUGUAGUAACAUGCCAAUGUCUUGACCAUGAGCAAUUCUUGUUAGUCCAAUUAAAGAAAAAUCUUGUAUUCAACUCUGCCACUUCCAAAAAAUUGGCUCACUGGAACCAAAGUAGUAAUUGCUGUCAAUGGAGUGGAGUAACAUGUAGCAUGGGCCAUGUAAUUGGUCUUGACUUGAGUGAGGAGUAUAUUUCUGGAGGUCUAAAUAAUUCCAGUCUCUUUAAGCUGGAAUAUUUGCUGAAUCUGAAUCUGGCUUACAAUGAUUUCAACUCUUCCAUUCCUUUGAAGUUUGAAAAGCUCAAGAAUUUGAGGUCUUUGAAUUUGUCAAAGGCUGGAUUUCAUGGACAGAUUCCUGUUCAGAUUUCUCACCUGACAAAUUUGACAGCACUUGACUUGUCUACAUCACUAGCCUCACAACAUUUUUUCAAACUCCAGAGACCAAAUAUCAGCAUGUUCUUGCAGAACCUUACAAAACUCACAGACCUAUAUCUUGAUGGUGUAAGAGUAUCUGCUCGGGGAAAGGAGUGGUGUCAUGCUUUAUCUUCUCUUCAAAAGCUAAAAGUGUUGAGCAUGUCAUCAUGCGAUAUCUUAGGGCCAAUUGAUUCUUCAUUUGCAAUGCUUCAGGGACUCUCAGUCAUUCGACUGAAUCUAAAUAGUAUCUCCAGCCCUGUGCCAGAAUUUUUUGCAAAUUUCUCCAAUUUGAAUGUUUUGGAGCUUAGCAGUUGCAGGUUGAGUGGUAAUUUUCCAGAGGGUAUCUUUCAAAUACAAACUCUAAACGUUCUUGAUAUAUCGACCAACAAGGAUCUUAAUGGAGUUUUGCCAAACUUCCAAGAAGAUGCAGUUCUUCACACCAUGAAUCUUAGUAAUACAAAUUUCUCAGGGAAAUUGCCAGGUUCUAUUUCCAAUCUAAAGCAGUUGUCUAUGUUAGAUCUAUCUAACUGCCAAUUUAUUGAAACACUCCCGAUUUCAAUGUCAGAACUCAGUCAACUUGUUUACUUGGACUUGUCUUAUAACAAGUUUAGCGGUUCACUCCCCUCUUUCAACAUGGCAAAAAAUCUCAGAUAUUUAUCUCUCUUGCACAAUAAUUUGACAGGAACCAUUGCUACUGCUCAUUUUGAGGGACUUGAAAAUCUCCUCAUUAUCAAUUUAGGAGAUAAUUCUCUCAAUGGAAAAUUUCCUGUGUCACUUUUUACUCUUCCAUCUUUGCAAGAACUUACACUUUCUCAUAAUGGAUUUUACGGUCCAUUAGAUGAAUUCUCAAAUGUUUCUUCCUCUAAAUUACAGUUCAUUGAUUUGAGCAGCAACAGCUUGCAGGGCCCUAUUCCUGUAUCUAUCUUUCAUCUUGAAGGACUUCGUUUCCUACAACUUUCUGCGAAUCAAUUCAAUGGCACCAUAGCACUUCAUAUGAUCCAGAGGCUGCAAAGUUUACAUACCUUAGGUCUUUCACACAACAAAUUGUCAAUUGAUAUGACUUUCAUUGAUGAUGAUGAUGAUGGCAUUUCAUCCUUUCCCAGCAUGAAAUAUUUAUUGUUGGGUUCUUGCAAUUUGGGAGAAUUUCCAGGGUUCUUGAGAAACCAUCCCCAAUUGCAUGCUUUAGACCUAUCCAACAAUCGGAUUCAUGGAAUAAUACCUAAUUGGAUUUGGAGAUUUGACACUCUAGUUUAUCUAAAUCUUUCAAACAAUUUUCUGACAACUAUGGAAGGACCCUUUGAUAAUCUGAAUUCCAAUCUAUACAUCCUUGAUCUUCAUUCCAAUCAACUUCUUGGAUCAAUUCCUACUUAUACAAAAUAUGCUGUCCAUUUGGAUUACUCAAACAAUAAAUUCAGCACUGCGCCACUUGACUUGGACAAGUAUAUGCCUUUUGUUUACUUUCUCUCACUUUCAAAUAACAGCUUUGAAGGAAAAAUACCUGAAGCCUUUUGUAAUUUUUCUUAUCUUCGGUUGCUUGAUCUUUCCUACAACAGCUUCAACGACUUCAUUCCCAUGUGUUUGAUGACGAGGAAUAGUACUCUCAGGGUACUAAAUCUUGCAGGAAACAAACUCCAGGGUUCUAUUUCUGAUACCAUUUCAAGUUCAUGUAAUUUAAGGUUCCUUAAUCUCAAUGAAAAUCUCUUGGGUGGUGUUAUCCCAAAUUCUCUAGCCAACUGUCAGAGUCUACAAGUCUUAAAUCUUGGAAACAAUCAUUUUAGUGACAAAUUUCCAUGUUUUUUAAGAAACAUUUCCACCCUAAGAGUGCUAAUUUUGAGGUCAAAUAAUCUCAGUGGUCCCAUUUCAUGCCCACACAGCACUACCAAUUGGGAGAUGGUUCAUAUUGUGGAUUUAGCCAACAAUAACUUCACAGGUAUACUACCUGGAGCGUUAUUGAAAAGCUGGACAAAAAUGGUGGGAAAUCAGACUGAAUCCCAUGAAGAGUACGGGACUUUAUUUUUUGACAUGUUUGAUAAUCAUGACAACAUGCGUUAUAAUAAUUUGUUCUCGGUUAUCAACAAGUUUCUUGUUAUAAAAUUGUACAAAUUGUUGGCAACUGAACCUUAUACUGUGGCUGACCACAUAUUUGCUUAUUAUGUCACUUCUAACCAAUUUGGUGGUCGCUAUUUGGAUUCAGUUACAAUAGUGUACAAAGCAAAUCAAAUGAAGUGGAUCAAAAUUCCCACAACCUUCACUUCCUUGGAUCUCUCCUCCAACCAUUUUCAAGGUCCAAUACCUCUAGAACUUGCUACUUUGAGAGCACUGCAUAUUCUUAACUUGUCACAUAAUGCUUUCUCAAGCUAUAUCCCCUCAUCAAUUGGAAAUUUAGUGAAUCUUGAAGCCAUGGACUUAUCAAAUAACAAUCUGAGGGGAGAAAUCCCUCCUGCGAUUGUGAACUUAAACUUUCUAGCAUGCUUGAAUCUCUCGUAUAAUCAUUUGUUGGGAAAGAUCCCAACAGGUGGUCAAAUGCUCACAUUUGAAGCAAGUUCUUUUAGAGGCAAUGAAGGAUUAUGUGGGCCACCCAUGAAAGCUUGCAGCAAUGGUAGAGGGGGAGAUUCACCUCCAACACCAGUAUAUGAAAUGCAUGGUUCAAUUGAGUUAAACUUCAUAAGUGUGGAGUUGGGAUUUAUUUUUGGCUUGGGAAUAUUUAUCAUUCCCCUUAUGUUCUUGAAGAGGUGGAGGGUUUUGUAUUGGCAUGUAGUGGAUAAUUUCCUUCAAAGGGUUGUCCCUCAGCUUGAUUUUGCCUACGAACACCAUGGAGGCCAAAGGUUCAAAUCUCUCAGGUGGAUGGGGUAG
Messenger RNA from Sphenostylis stenocarpa, 3333 nucleotides. The record is from the annotation of a GenBank genome assembly. NCBI's taxonomy places the organism in Eukaryota, Viridiplantae, Streptophyta, Magnoliopsida, Fabales, Fabaceae.